Molecule: messenger RNA, 1266 nt
Organism: Thelazia callipaeda (thelaziosis nematode)
Lineage: Eukaryota; Metazoa; Nematoda; Chromadorea; Rhabditida; Thelaziidae
Source: the annotation of a GenBank genome assembly
AUGUAUAAUGAAAAAAAUGCGCAUCCUGUAGAUGGCGUGAGAAAAAAAUCGAAUACUUUAUCAGUCAUCAAAAAAUCUUCAAGAAAAUCUCGUCAUACUAAGCGUAAUAUAGUAAGAAAAAAACCAAAAGGACGAAAAAAAGUUGCUAAUUCUCGGAAAUUUGCUGAAGGUUCGCUCAUAAGACGAUCACUUACACCAUCACUUGAUCCAAAAUUAUUACGUCAAUUUGAGCAAGAAGAUCGUCCCAAACGUGUUUUGCGUUCUGCAACUACUGUAACUUCUAAUUCUGGUACUGACUGUAAAAAUAAUCAUCGCGCUGAUCGAAGUACUUCCAUGAAUGUCACUCAUACUAAAUACGCUCUGAAAGAUUCAAAUUUAAAAUCGAAAAAAUUUACCAGCGAGGUAUUUACUGAAAAAAAUACAGACUUUGUUAAAUUGCUUGACCGGAAUCAGAUUCAGCGGAAACGUUCGUAUUCUAAAUCUGGCAACAAAUCAGGAAAAGCUAAAAAACGAUCAAGAAAGGUACUACGUGAGAAUGAUUCAGCGGUAGCAGAUGUGAUUGGUACAUUAUCAGAUUCCUCUCCCCAAUCAAAUUUAAACGGUUUUUCAAUUGCUUCCAAUUCUUCGGAUGUAUUUAAGAUUCUGAGUAGGGUGGGCAGACGAUGUAGAAUACCAGCAAAAACUCAAACUACGAGCAUCAAUUCGAACUGGAAAUUAACUGGCAAAGCAUGUCGAAAAACUGUUUACAUUAACUCCUUUCACUCACUGCACUGCUCGCCUAAGCAGUUGUGCUAUCCAGAAGCUGUACAUUCUAAAACUGGCGAUAUUUUGCGAUCACGUUAUUGCGUACGUGUUAAUUCUACUGACGGUGAACCAAAUUUCGCUUACAUUUGUCACUUGUUUAAUGAUCCUGAUACAGGUGUGCCAUCAGCAACAAUACUGUGGUACUAUACUGCAGUACAAAUCAAAAGUGAAACUUCUUCAAUGCCAAAGGCAGAUGAACGUGAAUUAUUUGCGUCAAAACAUAUAGAUAUUAUACCACUUGAUGCUAUUGAUGAAAUAGUGUAUAUACUAACGUUCAACGAGUACAACAGAUUUAUGGCCGAAACGACUAACGAUGCAUAUCCACCAUCGCAGCAAAUAUCUGAAGAAAGCUUACUCUGGAGGAAAGGUGAGGAUAAUUACCCUAGGCGAAAGCUUCUUCCGCGUGAUGAUACACCGCUUGAACUGGUAAGUUUUUUGUCAAAGCGUACCAUGAUAAUAUGA